ACUUAUAACAGUCUUCCAAAGCCAACCGUGAACACCUUAGGCUUGGGACGUUAUCAUCCUUGAACCUCAGCUACGAUUUCUCACUUCCUAAAACCCUUCCAACAGCAAAAAUGUCUCUGUUAAAAUCCCAAUAAUUAUUAUUGCGUGGAAAACUGAUAAAUCUGUUACAAACAGAAGAAAACCCACAAAAAAUUUAAAUGAAAAUGUCUCCAACGGCACAACGCCAAUCCGGAUGGACUCUUGAAGCAGUACUCGACGAAAUCGAUUUAGAACCAUCAGAUUUCACCUCCUCUCUCCCCCUUAAAAAGGUCCCUAACGGCGACCUUUUUGAGGCCUCCCGUGCCGGCGAUGUUGACCGCCUUAAGUACUUACUGGAGUCCGGCGUGAAUGUCAACGCGCGGGACCAAUGGGACUCUGUCGCCUUAUACUAUGCUUGUCUGGCGGGCCACCUUGACACUGCGAGAAUGUUGCUCGAGAGUGGAGCCAUUUGCUCUGAGCAUACUUUUGAUGGGGAUAGAUGUCAUUAUGCUGCCUUGAAUUUGAAGGUUAGAAAACUUUUGAAGGCUUUUGAGGCUAGACCACCGCCUUUGGGACCGUUACAGGCGGCGUUAAGGGAGACUUUCCUGGGUUGUGCGGCUAACAGGGCGUAUUUGGAGCAGGCUGAGCUUGGUGGGUUUGAAGCUUCAGGUCUCUCAUCCAGUGGGAUGCCCAAUUCCAACCACUUCCCUUCGGACGUGGUAUUUUAUGUUCAAGGUAGGCCUAUUGAAGCUCACAGAGCAAUAUUAAGUGCUCGAUCGCCUUUUUUUAAGAGAAAGUUUGAAACUGAUUGGAGAGACAGAGGUGAAGUGAGAUUUGCAAGGGAAAAGUUGUCAUAUCCUGCCCUUCACAGCCUUAUUCACUUCUUCUACUCUGACAGACUAGAGAUCGCAGUGGAUGACAUGGAAGAUCUUGUGAGAAUCUGCAAAGUGUGCAAAUGUGAAUCCUUACAAAGGAUUCUUGAGAAAGAACUAAUUCACCAAAAAUAUGCAGAGUACAAGGCGCUGAAAGAUGUAGACAACUCUCAGAAAAAGUUUAUCUUACAGGGCUCAUCACUUCCUGAGGAAGACCGGCUUCCUGCUUCCUUGCAUUGUAUCCUUCAGACUUCCCUAGCAAAGUCAACCAUGGAGAGAAACCUGGAUGGUACUGUCGAUAGAUUAGCAUAUUCCUUUGGUUCUGGGCAGCUGAGUGAUUCUGUAGAUGAUCUUGCUGAUGUUUGUAUAAGAGUGGAUAAGAGGAAUUUCCACUGCCAUCAAGUGAUUUUAGCAUCAAGAUCAGAGUACUUUAGGGCAAGAUUAUCUCGGAUGAAGGAUUUUCAUGAAGGGAAGGAUGGAUUACCUAUUGGUACCCUUCCAUGCCUUGAAGAACAUGAUUUGAGCAUGGAAACAUUGGAGAAGAUGGUGGAAUAUAUGUAUACUGAUAGUUUGAAGGAGAUAGACCCGGAUCAGGCAGAGGACAUGUUUGAUGCUGCUUCAAGAUAUCUAUUAUUUCCUCUUAAGCGUGCUGUAGCAGAUGUACUGUUGCCACAACUAGAAAUGGUUUCCCCCGCAGAACUGUGCCAUUGGCUUAUAUUGUCGGACAUGUAUGGUGUCUUGAAGAUCCGAGAGUACUGUCUGGAUACAAUAGCUUGUAACUUUGAGACAUUUGCUGAAACUCCUGAGUUCCGAGCAAUGCUUCUGACGCUGCCUCCUCCAUCUGGAGAUUCUUCACUUCGCACCACAGUUCCAAGUGCUCCAGGAGCUGUUAUAAAGACAGACCAAGGAAAUCUUCUUGAUGAUUUGCGAGAGAAAUGGCUUGAAGCUGAAGCUGCUGAACUUGACAAGAGAGAUGAAAGUGCCUUGCUUUUUGACAAGCAGCUCGAGAUGCUUAUGCUUGUAGCAGAGCAAGAAAAAUCUGAUACACCUUUUGAUGACACUCAACAAAACUAUGGAUGAUUUUUAUAUUUUCUUUAUCUUAUCCUCACAAAGCUAGAUUGGAAUGAAAAAAAGAAAAAAAAUAUAUACAAGAAAAAAAAGUUUAAAAGGCAUUCUUUUAGUUGAAACUUAUAAAUAAAUGUUGUAUGAUUUAUGUUGAAUGACAGAUUUGUAACAAUAAACAGAAUAUGAAAAUGCAGAGUGAGUUUAGUGUUUGUAAUUAAUUGCUUUUGCUCAAAUCUCCAUUGGACUCUGAA
Messenger RNA from Jatropha curcas, 2206 nucleotides. Its product is annotated as ankyrin repeat family protein. Gene Ontology annotation, molecular function: protein binding. NCBI's taxonomy places the organism in Eukaryota, Viridiplantae, Streptophyta, Magnoliopsida, Malpighiales, Euphorbiaceae. The record is from RefSeq and is a predicted model, not a curated record. Gene Ontology annotation, cellular component: cytoplasm; ubiquitin ligase complex.